AUGUUCUGUCAACUUUCACACUGCUUCAUUUUGCUCUUUAAGUUGAGCACUCUCGAAGAUCCGUCGUGGGACAAGUCUCUGGUAAGGCAGACAGUAGAUGUAGUAGAGCUUCUAGAGAAAUUUGCUGCCGUCAUGGGUGAAACGCCAGCCGCCGCAGGGUUUUUGGGUGAUCCUGAAGUCAUCGGGGACCAGAAUAUUUUCUUCAAGUCUAGCAGGAUCAUGCGGGCCCUGGCCACAAACUGGCGGAAGGAUCUGGACGGCGAACAGACUAAACCGGUGACGGACGGACUGGGUAUGCCGAACGAACAGCAGACCCCAUUUGUCAGCGGUGAGAUCGACGAGUACUUCAUGAUGAAUCUGGCGAACGACCAGUGGCUAUCUGACAUAUUCGUGUCAUUGAAUGGUUCUGCUUAA
Molecule: messenger RNA, 414 nt
Organism: Phaeoacremonium minimum UCRPA7
Lineage: Eukaryota; Fungi; Ascomycota; Sordariomycetes; Togniniales; Togniniaceae
Product: putative zn 2cys6 transcription factor protein
Exons: 1
Coding region: 1-414 (137 amino acids)
Source: RefSeq, a predicted model, not a curated record